Molecule: messenger RNA, 2844 nt
Organism: Penicillium riverlandense
Lineage: Eukaryota; Fungi; Ascomycota; Eurotiomycetes; Eurotiales; Aspergillaceae
Product: MDM20/NAA25 family protein
Exons: 8
Coding region: 1-2844 (947 amino acids)
Biological process (GO): N-terminal peptidyl-methionine acetylation
Cellular component (GO): cytoplasm; NatB complex
Molecular function (GO): protein-N-terminal amino-acid acetyltransferase activity
Source: RefSeq, a predicted model, not a curated record
AUGGCGCCGGCCAAUGAUGCGGUGUUUUACCGCCGCAACAACCAGAUCCAGGAUGCCAUUGACGGCCAGAAUCUGAAGCAGGCGCUGCAGCUGAUUGAGAAACGCAUGAAGAAGGGCGAGGAUACGCGAUUCCUCAAGGCAUGGAAAGCACAUGUUCUUUUCCGUCAUGCGGAUGAAGCCCACCACAAGCGUGGUAUCGCCGAGACUCUCGAACUGUGCAAUGCGGAACCUCCCACCACCGACCUGGAUACGCUGGACAUGCUCCAUCGGACGCUGCAGAAGAUGGACGGUCAAGCACAGACAAGGAGCAAUCUGUGGGAGAAGGCGGCGAAGGCGCAACCGCAAGGGCUGGAGAUUCAAACGAGGUGGUUUACCUAUUCCUAUGAGGGUGACGACUGGAAGUCGGCGCAGAAGGCUGCCAUGAGCCUUCAGAAGAACUUUCCCAGGGAGCGGAAGUAUUAUUUCUGGGCCAUCUUCCUCUGUCACCUCGUUGCAAAUGAUUCUGCGAGCUCGGAUGCGGACCGCAAGCUCUUCGGAACGCUGGCCUAUCGCAUGAUCUCCAAGGCUGCUGCCGAUACUCCUGUCGAGCCGGUGGACACAUUGAGCAUGCCAAAAUCGAUUAAAACAGCGGAGGAGAUGCUCUUGCUCGUCAAAAUUUUCGAAACGCAGGGUCUUCAUUCUGAACUUCUGAAACUUCUGGACAGUAAAAACGUCGGCAUAUCCUCCCGCAUUGUGCAAAAUGACUGGACCUUCGUCGUCUCCAAGAUCAGCAACUUGGCAGCGGCCAAACUGUGGGAAGACGCAUUUGCCUAUAUCAAAGAUCUCCUUACUGCUCCUGAGCCAGUCGACACAGAGAGGUAUCUUCAGAAGCACGAUGAUUGGCAAGUCUGGGAAGUGUUGAUCCAAGCAGUGCGUAACAGCAAAACCCCAGGGCUUGCUGCCGAGUCCCUGAAGUUUGUUGAAGGCUUUAUUCAGCUCAACCCGAAGUCCCGCAACGGCCACCUUGUUCGCUUGGAACUAAUUCAGGGGAGAAUUGAUGUCGGCGAUAUGAAGCAAGAAGACAUGCUGUCUGCUUGUCAGUCAUACUUUGACGGCCACAAACACAAACUCUACGUCUUUGGUGAUCUUCGGGGGUUUCUGAGUUCUGCCAACCAAACGGUGGCAUCGAAGAUGGUGGAAUACGUUCUGAACAGUAAGGACAACGACGAGAAGACGAAUCACGUUUACAUGAUCAAUGCCCUCAAACUUGAAUACUGCUUCAACAUCUCAGGGAACGAGAGUGGCGUAUCGAAGGAGCAGAUCGAAGAGUUUGUUGUCCGCUGCUUGGAGCUGUAUGAGACGCUCUCCGGUUCAGGAAAAUCGGAAGAAACAACCAAGACGGAGGCUGGCUCGGCGCCAGCCACGGUUGAAAGCCAGCCGCGUGACGACCUGGGCAUUCUCGCUGCUAUGAGUUUGCUUUAUGGCGGACCCUCGGCACAAACUCAGAUCUCAAACACCGCACUCAUCCGCGCGGCUAGCAUCCUGGAACGCCUUCUUGACAACUCGCCUCACAACUACCAGGCGCUCCUGCUGCUGGUACGAGUUUAUCUCAGCCUCGGUGCGGGAUCACUCGCCUUGAGGACGUUCAGCAAGCUGUCCGUCAAGCAAGUCCAGUUUGAGACUGUUGCCCAUAACUUGUUCACUCGCCUUGCUACCAUUCACCCUCACUCUGCACCGCCGCUGGAGGGAGCAGAGUUCAAGGACUUUGAUCCCCAGUCAGCAUUUGUCCAGGCUCUCAAUUUCUACCGUAACACGGCCAUCACGACGACGAAACACCGAACGAAUGGCCUGGAAUACGGCAGCUAUGUGAAUACAGAAGACACUAUUGAACUUCAGAGACGCCUGAGAGACAGUGUCUGUCGCCGAAUGUAUGUUUUGGAUGUGCGACGCAUGCAGCGACUGGUUGGAGGAGACCCCAUGUCCCGUUACGAUGACCUUGCAAAGGACAGUUCACCGGUGCUCGACCAGCGCAAGUUUGAUGCCUUCAUGAAUUGUGAAGCCCCGGGCAAACCCACCUUCGAGGAGCGAAUGCGCUUAGGCCCUCUGCCUGGUGGGAAAUGGUUGACAUCUACUCAAGUCACCGACCGACUUUUCAGCCUCCUCAAGGGCAUCUCUAUUCAGAAGCCUCUACCUGCCGAUGAUGAGCUGCUCGCAUUCAAGGACUUGUCCCUUUCUGAUGCCGAGCCUGAACAAACGAGUACGGAAAAAGAGAACGCCGAGAUUCAUUCGGAACUACUCAAGGUGGCUGCGUUCAUGGCUGGAUCCAAAUCUCUAACUGCAGAACAAGCGGACGGAGCACUUGGUCGGGUGGAGGAGUGGCUGACUUCCAAGAAGAAGGACUUGACUCUCAGCGAGGCCAAGGUGUCGCCAAUGCUGGCUCGCACAACCAUUGCUGUUCAAUCAGGUACCCCCGCAGCGCCGACCUGGGAAUACCUUCAUGUGGUAUUCCAUCUUCUCGAGACAGUCAAGGCUUUGUCGCAGCUGGUGGCCUUGGCUUCUCGGAAGACAGUGAAGACCGCCAAACUCCCCAAGGAGCGAGUCGAACGGUUAUCCACUCUUGUCUCGGAAGUGUUUGAGAGUGUCCGCUCCAACACGCGAGUGCUGAAACUGCGCGUUUCUGCCUCAGGUCUUCUGAGUGUGUUGGUCGGGCUUGUCAUGGAGGGUGACUUGUCUCAGGGAUACGGAAAGGAUCUCCGUGCUCUGCUGGACAAGACGCUGGAUGUGCCAGCUCUCGAGCUGUUCUGUGGUGCAUUGAUGGAGAGCUGGGAGGAUGCACUGGACGGGGUGAUGAUGGUGAAGCUGUGA